Molecule: messenger RNA, 850 nt
Organism: Marchantia polymorpha subsp. ruderalis
Lineage: Eukaryota; Viridiplantae; Streptophyta; Marchantiopsida; Marchantiales; Marchantiaceae
Source: the annotation of a GenBank genome assembly
GCAGUUCACUCAGUCAUCCUCUUCUCCGCUCGGUCUUCUCUCGACUUCAGUGUUCUGCUUUUCAAGUCUGGACCGACGAUAACAAUUCUCUUCCAACGCUCAUCGAUCCACCAGUGACGAGCAUUGCCUCUGACCUUCUCUUUCUUCGUGAUCAGAUUGCUCUGCGCAACAGUCGAUUGGCGUUCCAGCUCGUUCACGUAGAAGCGCGAGGCUAGAAACAGCUUCUUCUCGCUCUUUCGUCAGAUUUUAUCAAGAUGGCCUCAAGCAUGAAUGCUGCCGUGAGAAGCGGAUUGGUGCUGGUUUUGUGUAUGUUGCUCUUCGUGAGCAUGGAGAGCAGCGGUGUCCGAGCACAGGAGGACGCAUUCGCGCCCGCCCCCGCACCAGUGACACCGGACAGCGCAGCUGGAUUGGUUCUACCCAGUUUUGUUGCUCCAGUUGUUAUGAUCGUUCUUUCAUUCCUGGCUGGUCGGCAGUAGGUUUGUCAAGUGGAAUGCCGGACGUGCGGUCACAACGACCGGAAGUGUGUAAAUUUGUAUACAGCUAUGGAGUUAAAUUCGAUCGAGGCGGGAAGCCAUUCUUCCCCAAUAGUCAUCACAGUGGAGGAUUAUCUACUGUCGCAUCAAGUUGGUGAUGCGACUCCGGGAAACUCAUUUUUUUCUCAGCUGCCAGUAUUGAAGUAGAGUGCAGUAUAGAUUUUGAUAUUUCGAGCAACAAUAGGAGCUGCCGAACGGAAGUUACACGAACUCCCACGCAGAACUCUCAAUCGUGCCUAUCUGUUGUUGCUUUACAUUUGCCGUAUACGGCUAAUAAAACAAUUUCUGCUGCAUAGCAGAGUCUUUUUGUUAAACAC